CGCGCCGGCCUGCCGCUGACGGAGCAUCGCGCGCGCACGCUGGGCAGUGAGCAGCUAGGACCGAGACGGCAUUAUGGCGGACGGCAACGUGAUUGUUAGGCAGGCAGUCAAGGAAGAUUGUGCCCAGAUCAUGUCUCUGAUCAAGGAGCUGGCCGAGUACGAAAAGAUGCCAGAGGCGGUGGAGAUGACGACGGAGCGUCUGGAGGCGGACGGGUUCCCGGCCGCCGGGUCGCCGGCCUUCAAUUGUCACGUGCUGGAUGGGGGCGGUGCGCUGCUCGGCAUGGCGCUGCACGUCUUCACCUACUCGACCUGGCAGGGCCGCUCCGUGUACCUGGAGGACCUGUACGUGACGCCGGCCAGGCGCGGCCGCGGCCUCGGCCGGCGUCUGAUCGGCGGCGUCGCCCAGUGGGCCGUGAGCGCCGGCUGCGUCCGGCUCAAUUUUUCCGUGCUCGGCUGGAACGCUCUGGCCAAGGAGUUCUACCGGCACAUCGGGGCGGUCAACCUCUCGGAAACGGAGCAGUGGGAGAGCUACCGGAUCAGCGGCCCCGCGCUGGCCCGGCUGGCCGAGGCGGGCUGCGGACACCGGUAGUCGGCCGACGGGGUCGAGCCGAGACGAAAGCGACCCCGGGUAGGUCCUGGCAUCCUGCCCGGCCGCCAGCUGCUGACGGUGCGGACAGAGCCACCUCUCGCAGCUCUCCUGCUGGAAGAAGGUUGUAGUGACAAUUUGAAUUGCCCAACAUGUCUUGUGAGACCUGAUUUGCGGGGCUGUUUUAGAGAAUAGACGCUCAACUCGUCGGAAGUCGUAGUUUGGAGCUCAUGUCC
Molecule: messenger RNA, 822 nt
Organism: Pollicipes pollicipes
Lineage: Eukaryota; Metazoa; Arthropoda; Thecostraca; Pollicipedomorpha; Pollicipedidae
Product: thialysine N-epsilon-acetyltransferase
Exons: 3
Coding region: 74-589 (171 amino acids)
Molecular function (GO): N-acetyltransferase activity
Source: RefSeq, a predicted model, not a curated record